This is a messenger RNA of Penicillium chermesinum, 1179 nucleotides long. Its product is annotated as Gfo/Idh/MocA family protein. NCBI's taxonomy places the organism in Eukaryota, Fungi, Ascomycota, Eurotiomycetes, Eurotiales, Aspergillaceae. The transcript has a single exon. The record is from RefSeq and is a predicted model, not a curated record. Bases 1 to 1179 code for a protein of 392 amino acids.
AUGGACGUACGGAAAAUCUCGUUCUCCUUCCGGAAUCAAUUGCCGGAUGGUGAGACGCUGCAGCCAAUCAAAAUCGCGUUCUUAGGUUGUCGCCAUCCCCAUGUUAUGUAUCGUUUCGCGAUUCUGGAGAAGAUGGGUGGGUUUGAGUUUUCUGGUUUCUACGAAGAGGAUUCUGCUAUUGCGGAGGGGCUUGCUGAAAGGCUUCCCCGGCUGCUUCGGUUUGAUUCGCCCAAGGGUCUUCUUGAUACUAACCCAGACAUUGUUAUGAUACAUGCGUUAGACCCAGAUGUUCCACGCUGGGCGCGGUUCGCGAUAGAUCACCCAGCCGAGUUCAGAGGACUGUUUCUGGAAAAGCCGGGAGCUGCUUUGCCCAGUGAUUUCUAUCGGCUGGCAGAAGAGAUCAAAAGGAAACGGCCGACACUCGUGGUUGAACUGGGGUACGAGCUACAUUACUCCGAGCCUCUAGAGUUUGCGCGGCAAGUCAUCCGCGAAGGGGCAUUAGGCGAUAUCACCACCGCGCGUUUUCACGGAGGAUGUCCCUCUGGGGCUGGGCUAGAAUUAUGGCAAUCCAUCCCUGAGGACCUCGGUGGAAUUCUCCAAACCUCGGGAUGUCAUACCCUAGAAAACAUAUUGGACCUAUUCGGGGCCCCCGAGCGAGUAGUGUCCUCUAUUCGAAAACUACCACCAAAGCCACCUCGCCCUAUUGUGGGUUGGAUCCCUGAUCUAUUCACUGGGACGGUAGAUCAGGCAAGCUUUGGUGUUGGGACACUGCUAUACGAAGAUGUUUGCUCCGGUAUCCUAGAAUAUGAUGAUAAAACUGUCACUCUCGACAUGACAGCCUGGGAACCGACCGAAUGGUGCAACGAAUGGGCAAUUGAUAUAUACGGAACCAAUGGGUCUUUACAUGUCAUCCCGGACUUCCCUGUGGCUACGCUUAACCUGCGACGUGCCGCGGGAAGCUUCUCAGCGGGUGAAACAAAGUUGCAGACCGAGUAUCCCCACGGGAAAACGAAUAUACCUCGUUGUUUCAUGAAACAACUCGAGUCUCUGUUUAAUCGAGUCCGGGGCAUGCAUGAAGGCUCUGACGAAUGCUGUGGCAUGGCCAAGAACAUUGAGAUCAUGAAAGUGAUCGAGGCCUUUUAUAAGUCUGCCGAAUCAAGACAAUGGGUGACUUUAUGA